Colletotrichum scovillei is the source of this 3710-nucleotide messenger RNA. RefSeq names its product dynamin family protein. The record is from RefSeq and is a predicted model, not a curated record. NCBI's taxonomy places the organism in Eukaryota, Fungi, Ascomycota, Sordariomycetes, Glomerellales, Glomerellaceae. The transcript has 2 exons. Gene Ontology annotation, molecular function: GTPase activity; microtubule binding; GTP binding. Bases 1010 to 3655 code for a protein of 881 amino acids. Gene Ontology annotation, cellular component: membrane; cytoplasm; microtubule.
GUUGAACGUCGUCGUCUCUAGCACCACGUUGGCUGGCUCAGAAUCCUCCUCACACCGGCCUAGACGGACAUGCCCGAGCUCUGAUUGGGGCUUCGAGUGCCUCCCGACACGUACGCUCGUCAUGCGUAGGCGAAGAAGCGAGACGAAGUGCGACUUUGCGGCGGCCGAGUCAACAAGCUUGACAGGAAAAGUGUGCCUCCAUGGCCCUCCACCUCUUACGGCGGGCUUCCUGGACGUGCCAUACAGGGAAAAUGAGGCUGUGCCACUGCCGAGCUACCGACGUCAUUCGUCCAAUCUCGACACAAACGCGUUGGUCCCCGUCCCAAAGUUCGGUGGCUUUGCGCACAUGGGACUGCUUUCACCUUUCUAGCUGUUGUUCAAAGUCUUUUUCGCCCUGCAUAACGGAGACCGAGUGGUCCUAAAGUCUCUAGCCCACAGUAUCCAGUCUGCCAGUCUCCUUGACUGGUCUCGGCUUUGCAAUCCGACGCCGAGUGACAGACGAAAUUGCUGUAUCCGUAUUGCCGUAGGCGGGCAAAAAAAGGGCCCAAACGGAUGCCUCUCCUUUGCUGGGCUGCCUCAAGCCAAGCAACAUCCAUGGAAUGCCAACUCUAAUGUCGCCGUACCGCCGUAUCCCCCGGUGGCGACGCAGAAGUAGGCGAAGCUUUGCCCUUUUCCCCACGCCCCAAGGUCGUCACUGGGGGCUGACGACGCGGCUUUGCGACGACUUGGAGCCCAGAUUCAGGCACCCUUUCAUGGCUAUUGGGCACACUCACACCUGGGGGGCAUGUGAUGUUCGGUCGAGAGACGUCUCGCGCCGCAAUGCAGGCUUGCGCUGCGUAACUGCGUAAUCCCACAUAAGCUUGUUCUUUGCUCUUUGGGCUGGGCGAACAGUAGUCUCCUCUUUAAAAGGUUCUCCCUUCCCAGUGUUGUGCUCGCACCCUGUUCUCAAGGUCCAAGACCUUUCCCUGCGCAAUCACUCACAUCACACAUACAUCGAGACCAGACUGUGAUGGGAUCAUUGUACGAGGUUCCAGAAACCAGUCGUCACCGCCCAACUAACGUCUCUAUCAGACCCGAACGCGACAUGGCUCCCAAUAUCGACUCGGCGCUGGGGACGGCGGACAUGGCGAAUGAGCAGCGCGGCCUUCUCGAGCUCAUCGACAAGCUGCAAUUUGCCCAGCUCGACAAUGUCAAGCUGCCACAGAUCGUCGUCGUCGGCGACCAGUCGGCGGGAAAGAGUUCCGUCCUCGAGGCCAUCACUGGCACCCCGUUCCCUCGCGAUGCCGGCGCCUGCACACGCUUCGCAACCGAAAUCCGCCUGCGCAGGUCGGCCGAAGCGAGUCUCACCGUCUCCAUCAUCCCCGACAAGAACAAGCCUUUCAGAGACCAGGAGCGGUUAAAGCAGUUUGGCGGAGCUGUCGACACAGACAUGUCCUUUGAGUCUCUCAUGAGAUCUGCGGUGGAAAUGAUUGCCCCCAAGAACAUUCCGGGCAGAUUCGCCGCCCGCGACAUUCUGGUGGUUGAGAAGAGAGGUCCGGACAUGCCUCUGCUCACCCUCGUCGAUCUUCCAGGUCUCGUCAAGAACGCCAACAACGACCAGUCGAUGGACGACAUCAAGACGAUUGAGACCCUUUGCGACCGAUACAUGAAGAGUUCCCGAACCAUUAUCCUUGCUGUCGUUGGCGGCAACACCGAUUACGUUCAGGCACCCAUUCUCACAAAGGCACGCCAUUUCGACCCCUCCGGCAGCCGUACCAUCGGUGUCCUGACAAAACCCGAUCUUUGCGAGUCGAUCGGUCUGGAAGACAAGUUCAUCGAGCUCGUCCAGAACAGAGACAAGCAAAAUUACUUCAAGCUCGGCUGGUAUGUCUUGCUGAACCCUGGACCCCGCGACCAAGGCCAGCCUUGGCCUUCAGCCCGCGAACGUCGUCAACGUGAGGAGGAAUUCUUUGGCCGCGGAAAAUGGCGCGCUCUUCCCAGCUCCAUGUGUGGUGCCAAUGCGCUCAAGCAAAAGCUGAGUGUUCAGCUGCAACGUCACAUUGGUCGUCACGUCAAGACACUUCGCAAGCAAAUCCAGAAGGCGCUCGACGACUGCGACUCAGAGCUCAAGUCCAUGGGCACUGGAAAGGACACUGUCGAGGAGAUGCGCAUCGAGCUCGUUGAGCUUUUCUCCAGUUCCAAGGAACUGGUUAUCCCCGCCGUCUAUGGUUUCUAUAAGAACCCUCCUCGCAAGAACUUCUUCCGCGCCACAGCCGACCCCCGAGGCACUCCCGCUCAGAACUUGCGUGCCCGCGCCAUUGAGGAGAACGAAAAGUUCUCGCACCGUAUCCGCCAGAACGGUCGCAAGUUUGGCUUCUCGUCAUCCACUGCACCCGGUACCGCAGACGGUGUUACCAUCAGCGAUAGCAGCAAGAGAGAGUUUGUCGGUAGAGAAGUCGAGAUGCUUCUGCGGCAGAUUCGUGGUUCCGAAUUUCCCAUGGAUCCCAAGCCUCGCGCUGUCUACAUGCUUUUCCAGAGCUACUCGGAGAACUGGCCAAAGCUCGCUCAGGAGCACAAGGACAAUCUCGGCGUCGUGUGCAACGAGUUCCUCAGUGAGGUCAUUGACUUCGCGUGGCCUCAGCGUAUGCGCGAGCCCCUGCGCUACCAAUUCCUCGAUGUUCAGAUGAAGAAGCUUCUGGCCGACGCACAGGUCGAGCUUGAGCACCUAACGCAAGACAUGAACCUCGAAAUCCAGCCGUACGACCCCGAGUACGAGGAGCGUCUUCGCAAGUGGCAGAUUGAGACCACCAACGAUGGUGCCACCUACACCGAGGCGCAGGAAGUCUGCGAGAAGAUGUUGAUCUUUUAUGAGCUUGCAGCCAAGACCUUCAUUCGCAACACCAUUACGCAGGUCGUCGAGAGACAUUUGCUGCAGGGCAUGUACAGCAUCUUCAACUCUGUUGAGAUUCUCGGCAUGCCUGCCGAGACGGUCGAAGCUAUUGCGGCCGAGAACAAGGAGACGCGCGACCGCAGAAUGACGCUCAAGACGCAGAAGACUGCGAUCGAGGAGGCCCGCGACAUUUGCGCCAGCUUGGCCAUGCGCAAGGAGCUGAGAAUGUACGCCGACGAAGACCGCGAUCUAGAGGACAACAGCUCCGAUUCGGACGAAGACAAGCCAAAGCAGACAACCACGCGCAAGCCCGUCAGCAACAAUGCCAGCCCAAGCCGCGAAACUACCCAUCGUUCAACGCGCUCUCGCGAUGAGCGCGAGGAGCGUCCCUCAGCGAGAACACAACCCACCGAGUCGGUGACGAACGGCUACUCCUACGGCGGCCACCCAGCACCGGCACAGGCUCCUCCCGUCCCGACCUCGCGACCGGAGCGUGCCGAGCCCGCUAGGACAAACACCAGCACGUCCCAGUGGGAAGAUGAAGAGUACUACAGAGCUCCUUCCUCCCAACAGGCCUCCGCGCCGGCCCAGGCACCUCCCCCGCCUCCUCGUCCCCAGAAGCUGAGACCCGAGGACGCGGCGUCGGAUGCGUAUAGCCACCGCUCGCAGUCUUCGAUUUCGGAGCAGCAGCACGCUAAUGGCUACGGAGGGUACUAUGACGCCAAUGAGCACGCGCCCUCGUCUACGAGACGUGUGACUGCCAAGAAGCUGUUUGGUAGAGGUUAAAUUGAGAGAAGAUGAGAGACAGACUCCAGUUUGAGCAUGGGAUUCUAAAUUUUAG